AUGCAAUUAAACGAAUUAGUUAUUGAAGGGUGUAGUUUUUCAAUUAGACAACUUAUUAAUUUAUUAUAUUUUACACCUAAUCUACAUACAAAUAAUAAAAUAAAAAAAUUAAUUCUUUAUUGGAAAUGUUCAUUAAGUUAUAUACGAUUAACUAUUGAUUUAUUUCCAAGAUUAAAAUAUUUAAAAAUUGAAAUGAAUAGAGAAGAUAUUGAACAAAUAAUUCGAUUCUUAUUAUCAAAAAAUCAUAAAAAAAUACGAAGUUUAUGUUAUUUAUGUGUUUCGAACGUAUCAAAAUUAUGUUUAAAACAAACAAAACUUUUAAUUAAAUCAGAAAAAUUACUCAAAAAUUAUUCUAUUAAAUAUAUCAAUUAUGAUUUAUGGUUUUGGUGA
Molecule: messenger RNA, 390 nt
Organism: Rotaria sp. Silwood1
Lineage: Eukaryota; Metazoa; Rotifera; Eurotatoria; Philodinida; Philodinidae
Source: the annotation of a GenBank genome assembly